This is a messenger RNA of Cynoglossus semilaevis (tongue sole), 2561 nucleotides long. It is a transcript of the gene trim65, whose product is annotated as tripartite motif containing 65. The transcript is spliced from 8 exons. The coding region runs from base 165 to 1766 and encodes 533 amino acids. The record is from RefSeq and is a predicted model, not a curated record. Lineage: Eukaryota; Metazoa; Chordata; Actinopteri; Pleuronectiformes; Cynoglossidae. Gene Ontology annotation, molecular function: zinc ion binding; protein binding.
UGGAUGCGAGGUGAAACGUCUUUAAAAAAAACCUUCAUUCCAGUUGCCCUCGAUGUACUGUAACUAUUUUUGGAUUAGAUGACCUGGAUAGCACAUAUUUAGGAGGGGGGAGCGUUGCAAUUAUAAGGACAAACGAAUUUUAAGUUUUCUCCGACUAUCCGUAAAUGCCUCAUUUGGAUGACGAAGGUAAUCGUCACCACGGAAGCUUCCUGUCUAUCUACAUUCUAAAGAUGGACUCUUCCAAUUCAAACCUUUCCUGUGCCAUAUGCUUGGAGCGUUUCCGUAUCCCAGUCACGAUUCCCUGUGGACACACCUUCUGUCAAAAGUGUAUCACCAGACACUGGGACACUAAGAGUAAAGACGACAUCGGACCUCAAUGUCCCAUCUGCAAUGAGAAGUUUGAGACCAGGCCAGUUCUCAAAUGUAACGUCUCCCUAUCUGUCCUGGCCGAGGCCACCAACAGCAAAACCUACAGGGAGUCGCUCACCAGGGGAGUGGAAGGAACGAGAGCCAUUCAGCUGUGUGAUCGACACAAAAAGCCUCUGGUGUAUUACUGCAGACAAGACAGGAUGUCCGUGUGCUGCGAGUGUGGCAUCUCCGAGUGUGAGGCCCAUGAAAAGGUGCUGCUGGAGGCAGAGAGGGAAAACCAGGAGCUGCUGUUGGUAAGAAAAAGUAAAGAGGUGGAGAAAUUCAUCGGAAACACACAGAAAAGUAUUAAUGACCUGGCUGAGAAUAUCUGUCAAGCAAAGGUUACUCUGCAGCAGACUUCAGCCCGUGUCAGUAUCAAGUUCUCCACCCUGAUGAAGAUCCUGGCUGAGAAGCAGGAAGCUACAGAGUUGUUCAUCAGCGAGCAGAUAGAAGAGGCCGUCACUGAGGCUGAGGCUCGUCUGACUGAGCUCCAGGACCAGGCCCAGAGGCUCAGAGAGAGUCAGGACCAGAUUAGAGCUCUGCACAAACUCCCUGAUGACGAGCUCAUCAAGGAAUCAAUUCUCAUUAAAGUCCCACGUCUGAAGGAGCUUCCCACAGAUGUGUCACCAGACCUUCAGGAUCGGUUGAACGGGGUCACCGAUGUCCUGUCCCGUGUCUCCAAGCUGGUCUCAGAGGACCUGGAGAAGGCUGUCAGCACAGCUCUGAGUCAGGACAGAGACGGGUCUCCUCAAGAUAAGAAACCAAUCGGAGCCGUGGUUCCCAGUCCAGCUGCUCCCUGUCACCCUGGUGGUAUAGAGGGACUCGCUGCUUAUCGGUGCUCUCUGACCUUUGACCCCCGCACAGCCAACGGGCACCUGUUUCUGUCUCAAGAGAACCGUCGGGCGGAGCACCUAAGCUCUGGGCCCCGGCCCGUCCUGGCUCAUGAAGCCCGGUUCGACCACACUUGGCAGGUUCUUUGCUUCCAGGGUUUCACCCACGGGCAGCACUACUGGGAGCUGGAGGUGUCCAAACCCUGGGCCUACCUGGGGGUGACCUACGACGCCAUCCCCAGGAAGGAGAAAGGCAAACGCUGCAUGGUGGGUAUGAACGAACUAUCCUGGAGCCUGCAGCUGGACCAGCACCAGCUCAGCGCCUGGCACAAUGGCCGGAGAGAGACACUGACGGGUCACUCCCAGCACCGGCGCAUUGGAAUGCUGCUGGACUAUGAGGCGGGGACGCUCACCUACUAUGGAGACGGACAGAACAGACUCCAUGCUUUCCACUGUGCCUUCAACCAGGAGCUGUUCCCUGCCUGCUGGAUAGGUGAGGGGGUCAGCAUCACCCUGUGCUCCGGGUGAGCCGAGGGGUGAGGAAACACUAUUGAGAAAAGCACAGAUGGAGUCUGGAAGACAUUUGAUAAUGACAUUUUAACUUAAUUUUUUUUUUAUUAUUAUUAUUUUCUGUUUCCGUUACCUUUGAAUCUAAACAAGUGACUCUGGUGAAACAUCUCCUCUAAACCUUCAAAUCUCAGCUCCAAACAGGAACUAAAGUUUUUCCACUGAAGCUUGUAUGCAGACUUGGGAUAGUCAAAUCAUACUGUAUAUCAUGUCCAAGCACAAUGAUGAUAUAAAGCUCAGCUGCCCAUGAACUACAGUAGGAGUGAAGAGAAGCAGAUACUAGUUUGGAAAAUUGUUUUCUAUAUAAAGAGUUUUUUUAGUCAAUAGAGGGAGCUAUGCACUCGACAAUACUGAUUUAAUUGGUUUGAUCUGAUAGGCUCACUAUUUGAAGAGAACAUUGCUGGUACCAACCCUGAGCAAUCAGACUAAAACCCAGACCAGGAGAGAAUGUUACUGCUGUUGAAUGGGGAAACUACCUUUCUUUGAUGGCCAGACUUGAAAUGGGUGAUUUUAAUGGAAUCUGCUGUACUUUUUUACACACCGUUUUCUAUGUUUACUGAAAAAGAGCCAAAUUCUAAGUGUUUGUGAAACUGCUGCAGGUUUUGCACCAGUUUUUGAAGAUAAAAACAGACGAGGACUACUGACUGCAAGAGCAGCACACUAAACAGAACUCCUACUCUGACCUGGACCCUGGAGCAGGUUAUGUCAACACUGUUGAAUCUUUUUUUCUCAUAAAGAUUCUAUGUAAAAAAUGAA